AUGGAAGAGCUCAUCAAUCCCAACCCCGUCAUCCAUGCUCGCCGCCACACCCAGCGGCGCGCUAAUGGCCCCGUAGCGAGCUGCGGCAGCGGCAUCCUCGACGCUACCAGCGCAGCCGAGUUAGCGGCGGGCCGAGAGCCUAUCGACGGCCUGGAGGUGUUUGAGCACCUGCGCGACAUCACGGACCCCGAGCACCCCUACACGUUGGAGCAGCUGAACGUGCUGGAUGAGGCUCACAUAGAGGUGGACGACGUGCGGGGCACGGUCAGGGUGCAGUUCACCCCUACUGUGGAGCACUGCAGCAUGGCAACGCUCAUCGGCCUCUGCAUCCGUGUCAAGCUACUGCGGUGCCUUCCGACACGCUUCAAGGUUGACAUACAGCUAUCGCCGGGCUCCCACGUGUCCGAGGCGGCCGUAAACAAGCAGCUCAACGACAAGGAGCGCGUCGCGGCCGCCCUCGAGAACCCCGCCCUGCUCAGCAUGGUGGACAGGUGCCUCGCGUCGUCAGACGGCGAGGGCGCAGCCAACUUGGGGGGCGGCGCGUAG
This is a messenger RNA of Monoraphidium neglectum, 546 nucleotides long. RefSeq lists its product as hypothetical. The record is from RefSeq and is a predicted model, not a curated record. The coding region runs from base 1 to 546 and encodes 181 amino acids. NCBI's taxonomy places the organism in Eukaryota, Viridiplantae, Chlorophyta, Chlorophyceae, Sphaeropleales, Selenastraceae. Gene Ontology annotation, biological process: iron-sulfur cluster assembly. The transcript has 3 exons.